This is a messenger RNA of Aspergillus heteromorphus CBS 117.55, 1707 nucleotides long. Its product is annotated as Zn(II)2Cys6 transcription factor. Bases 55 to 1707 code for a protein of 550 amino acids. NCBI's taxonomy places the organism in Eukaryota, Fungi, Ascomycota, Eurotiomycetes, Eurotiales, Aspergillaceae. Gene Ontology annotation, biological process: positive regulation of transcription by RNA polymerase II. Gene Ontology annotation, cellular component: nucleus. Gene Ontology annotation, molecular function: transcription cis-regulatory region binding; DNA-binding transcription factor activity, RNA polymerase II-specific; zinc ion binding. The transcript is spliced from 2 exons. The record is from RefSeq and is a predicted model, not a curated record.
CCCUUCUACGCUAACAUCCAUCCUGAUCCCUUGCACCCUCCGCAGCCCACACCAAUGCCGCCUAGUAGACGGCCGCGCAUCGACCCCAUAGUCCGGGUGCGGACCGGCUGCUGGGCCUGCCGACGGCGCAAGAAGAAGUGCGACGAAGCCAAGCCGAUCUGUGGGGGAUGCGUGCGAAACAAGCUGACGUGCCAGUGGCCGUCCGCCGUGCCGGGGGGGUCCAAGACCACGAAUGCUUCAGCGUCUGGCAGCGUGGAUGGCAAUGACCCUCAGCAUCGUCCACCCGUCCAAGAAGAUGCUCCUCCGCAAGCAGCGACACCAUCAUCACAGCGCGAGACGUCCAGCUCGAUCGACUCUCGAUCCACCUCUCCCUCCUCCUCGGAGAUACUGCGGAAUACCAGCCCCGAGGACACCUCCUUAGAACGCGCUAUCACCCCCCUGACUCCCACUGGCUUCCCUCAACCCCCCUCCAUCCCCAAUGUCCAGGAACUGGGAUCCUCUACCACGAUGACCGUGGGCAAUAUGCUGCCCCGGAACAUGUCCAUGUUUCCUGGCCACGGGCCGGAUUCUUAUCAGCUUCUGAGCCAUUACCUGGCCACGACGGCCGAUUGCAUGGCCAACGGGUCUACGCCCGUCAACCCCUUUCUAGUGCAGAUUGUGCCGCUGGCAUUCAGCAGCGAUCUCCUGCUGCAGCUGGUUCUGACGCAGAGCGCUGCGCAUCGGGCGUUUCGCUCGCGCAAGGAGUCCGAUGAGGUGGCGCAGAGACACUACACCAAGGCCCUGCAGCUGUUUCGGAAAGGGGUCACGGAGUUUAUCGAUGGGAAGGAGUCGAAUCCGCUCAUGCUGACGGUGGGAGCGCUGGUGAUGUGCUUUACAGAGACUGCGAAAGGCGACAUGAACGGUACUAUAUUCGACCACCUGACAGCAGCCAACUCUCUCCUGAUCCGACUCCUCGCGCAAAGCGACACGGCUGUCCCAAAGGACCUGAAAGACUUCGUCAUCGAAUACUACACCUACACCGCGGCGGUGAGCAUGAUCUCGAUCGACGCGCGAGUCAGCACGCAGCUUCUGCUUGAUUUCGAGCUCGAACAACGCGCCCGCCAAUUACUGCAGUCGGACUACGUGGGGAACCUGUGCGGGUGCUGGCUGGAGCUGCUGCUGCUGAUCCCGUGCAUUUUCGACCUCGGUCGGCAGUGGCUGAUGCACGAUGACCAGCCUGCAAUGCCGACGGCGGACGACGUCGCGAUGUUUGGCUCGCUGCAAGUGCAAAUCAUGCGGUGGGCCCCGUACAACUCCGUCACGCCGGAGGUAUUUCUCGCCGGUCGGAUCUUCCAGCAGGCAAUGCUUCUCUACCUAUACACUUCCCUAGGAGCCUUUUCGCGGACCGAAAACGGCAUGUACCAAGGGAUGAUCGUGACCGCGAUCACAGACGCGAUGUCGUAUCUGGACCAACUCUCCGCCACGGUACGGAUCAACUCCGGGCUCUGCUGGCCGAUCGCCGUGGUCGGGUCGUGUCUCUCCAGCGCGGAACACCAAGAAAGUCUACGCCGGCGCCUAACCACAAUGGUCAACACAUUCGGACUCGGCAACAUGCAACGCACGCUCCUCCUGCUCGAACACAUGUGGGAGAUGCCCCUCGACGAGGCGGGGCCCUGGAAUAUCUGUCGGGCGAUGCAGCGCAAACAAAUAUGGAUAUCAUUUGCCUAG